AUGCAGUAUCCUCAGCUACCAGUUGCGGCCUUUCUUGCCGCUGCUCUCGUCCUCAUCCCCACACCCUGGCACUGGAGGGCGCGUAAUAUUGCCACCUGUGGCAUUAUAUUCUGGCUUUUUGUCGUCAACUUCAUAUAUGGCGUCAACUCUAUCCUUUGGGCCUCGGAUGUUAUCGACCGCGCACCUAUAUGGUGUGAUAUCUGUACAAAGAUAGUUGUAGGCGCAUCCUUCGCUCUGCCGAUAUGCACAAUGUGCGUGUGCAAGCACCUCGAAAUGGUGUCUUCGAACCGCAAAGUAAAGUUCGACCAUAAUGACAAACGUCGUCGUGUGAUCUUCGAAUCGGUGAUGUGUUUCGUGGUACCGCUUGUGUUCAUGGCCCUCCAUUACAUCGUACAAGGCCACCGAUACGAUAUUUUCCAGUACAUCGGAUGUCAAGCAACCGUCUAUAUCUCUGUUCCUGCCAUCCUGCUUAUCUGGGUCCCUCCCCUCUUCUUCUCCGUCCUCACUCUUAUUUUCGCAUCCCUUGCCCUCCAUCACUUCAUCCGGCGCCGCAUAACCUUCGCCGCCCACCUCCAGAACUCCAACUCGGCGCUCACCCCCAACCGUUACCUCCGCCUCAUCGCCAUGGCCAUCACCGAAAUCAUCUGGGGCACCUCAUUCACCACCCUCAAUCUCUGGAACAACGUCCUCGGCGGCCUCCGCCCCUACACCAACUGGGCGGACGUCCACUCAGGGUUCUCCCGUGUCGCGCUCUUCCCCGCCAUCCUCCUCCCGCCGCGCUUCAUCUCGAUGAUGAUGCUCCUGUGGACGACGAUGCCGGUCUCGGCAUUCAUCUUCUUCGUGUUCUUUGGCUUCGGGGAGGAGGCGAAGAAGGAAUACACGAAAUUGUGGGCGUGGAUACGCAGGAACGUUCUCCGCAGAAAGGACUCCGAGAAAGCGAAGAUGAUACCGCUGUCUGGCUCUAGCCACCAAAAGUUCCCUAAACCGCUCCGCACUCCUCCAGCGUAUACCGCCUCGUCUACGAACUCUUCCUUCCCUCGCACCCCGAUCAAGCGCGAUCCCGAUUCGUUUAGCAUCUCGACUCUAUCUUACUAUGGCGGUGCCAUCGACUCUGCACCAGCGCCUGAACACGAGUCUUCUCGCGUAAUGGUACGAGUAGGCUUGCCUGCCACACCACGACCUAUGUACUCCCUCAACGCCCCCAACGCCAACCCAUCCACCAGAUCAUGUCCAUCAACGUUUCCUCGCUCAAUCGGGUCGACCGAGAGUCUUCCCGCAUGCAUCCAAAUAUCCCCCGCCUCCUCCCCAUCGCACUCUCCCUCUUCUUCGUACGAGAACCUCACCAUCACGACCUCCGACUCCCAUUACGCCACUGCCCCGUCCUCGGGCUCGUUCCUCACUACAAAGCCCAGCACGACGUUCACGCUGCGCUCCAUCCCCUCCGUCGAGCGCAUCUACCUCGUCUCCUCCCCUUCGGGCUCGCGCCCCCAGCGCGUGAGAUCGCUCACGCCCGCGCCGUUCAGCGAUCUGCAGGAGAUCCCGUCGGAGCCUGAGGAAGACGAGAGGUCGUUUUACUCACAGUCGCAGUCACAGUCGCAGUCGACGGUGUCUUCAAGGAGGCCGUCGUUGACUGAGGACGGACACGAUGAUGAGACGGUUCAGUGUGAAGAUCGGCCGCAUGUUGACGUUAUGGGCGCUCUUGGACACUCGAACACGCCGUCAUACUCGCAGCGCGGACUCAUGGAUGCGAUUAGAGUGACCGUGCAUACGGAGACGAGACACGGCGCUUGA
Messenger RNA from Pleurotus ostreatus (oyster mushroom), 1791 nucleotides. RefSeq lists its product as uncharacterized. Gene Ontology annotation, biological process: G protein-coupled receptor signaling pathway. Lineage: Eukaryota; Fungi; Basidiomycota; Agaricomycetes; Agaricales; Pleurotaceae. The transcript has 6 exons. The record is from RefSeq and is a predicted model, not a curated record. Bases 1 to 1791 code for a protein of 596 amino acids. Gene Ontology annotation, cellular component: membrane. Gene Ontology annotation, molecular function: mating-type a-factor pheromone receptor activity.